AUGUCGGUUCACGGAGUUUUUGUCACAGGUUCGUAUCCUUCUGUUUUUUUCGUUUGGUUGACAAGAUUACAUGAAAGUCUUUCUUUUUUUCUUGAAAAAAAUUCUCAAUUUGACUAAAAAUUUGAGUUCAAAAAAACUGAAAUUUCGAUGAUUCGCAGCUCAAACAACAAAUAUUUACUUGCCCUGGAAGUUAUAUUUAACCAAGUUUUUUUGAGCGCAUAUUGACACUUUUUUUAGUUGACUCUGAAAAAAAUUUAUUUUUCACUGAUUGAAGUUUGAUUAAUUUUUAUCCAGUUUUUCUUGAACGAAUCUAUACCAAAAGGCUCGAUUCACCUGGGAAAACUCAAGGUAAAUUUCGAAAGUUUCUGUGGUCAGUAUACAAAGUCCGUUUUUUGCUCCCAACUUUUUAUGAAUCAUUAAUAUUCGUGACGCAACGAAAUGGACCGUAAAGUCAUCUCUCGUUUUUGGAUUGCACCGCAGAAUUUGGCUCUUUUGGUGGACCGUCCACGUAGAGACAGAGUUUGAGAUAAGGGCUUUCCACUGCGUUUCUUUCCCCACCAUUUUGUACCUUUUUUCGGCGAGUCCUCAAAAGCAGGUCAUUUAAUAAUUCCACCGGGUUAUAACUGAUAAGGGCCUAAGCUCACAAGGUAUCAUUUCGUCUUACUUGACUUUCUCAGACCAGUUAAAACGCCUUAAUGCCUUUUUUGAUAGGAAAAAUGCCUCGCUAUCCUUAGAAUCAGAGUUUUUUGACACUUUGAAGCCGUCUUUUUUCUAUUUUUAUUCAAUUAAAAUUUCGAAAAGGUCUGUAAUUACGAAUUCCAUUGUAGAAGUGGUUUUAUGAAAGCUCAAAAUUUUGAUUAAGAACUUUUUGAAGCAUACACGAUUGACAUAUUGCGUAGUUUCUGAUUUUCAGUUUCAGAGUUUCCAAAAAACCGCUGAAGGUCUAGACAUAAGAGGUUAAACCAAGUUUGAAAAUUUUUAGAAGAUGAUUCCCGUUUUUUUCAAGCUGUGAAACUUCUAAAGUCCCUUCUUUUCGACUUGAAAUGAAAGUUUUUGAAUAAUGUUUCAAGCCCUGGAGAAUGGAUUUAUCAACUUUAGGUAACAACCGGACUCGAGAUGCUAGCAUUGACAUUGAUCGGAGCGGCUCUGGUGGCGUCGGCGUGGGGCCAAGGCGAAGCCGACCUCGUCAAGAACCUCCCAGGACUCCUGUUUCAGACCAAUUUCAAAGUCUACUCUGGCUACGUCGCCGCCAACGACGCCGGCAACUGGCAGAUGCACUACACGUUAGUGAUACAUUGUUUUCAGAUACAGGCUAGGAACCGAAAGUUUUUCUAACUGAAGAGAAGUUAUGCGAAAAUACUUAUAGCUUGUCUAGUAGUUAUCAAAAGCAUAGUCUGAAAAAAAAAAUUAAAAAUUUGGCUUUCUCAUACAGUUUUAAACAACCGUCAUUUAUUUUGUAUAAACCGGUAAAAAUAUAUCCAAAAAUUUUUUUCUCAGGAGUUUCAGUCACGGCGUUUUUGUUAUUGGAAGAAGCUUCCAAACUCCUGUAGUAAAUUUCAUUCCAAUCUAGGCGAAAAAGAGCAUUCAAAAAGGUGGCUUAUCCUAAAACUUUUUUCUCCACUAAUUUCAAAGUUUUGGGAUUCAUUUUUAUCAAGCUCAAGUUUCCCUGACCACUCAGACAAUGGGCUUAUCAUGGAAUCAUUUUUGAUGACUGUCCCUCAUUCUUUAUCAAUUUUGCAAUCAGUCGAAGAGUGCAAAAUGACAGCGACUUCUGUAGAAAAAGACUCGUUUUUUUUUAAAUUUUUUGGAGUUCAGUUCUUUAUUUUUGGUUCAAAUUAGCUUUUCUUUUCAAGACACAUUGUGACCUGCCUGCGCUUUUUUUUCCCUCACCGUCGAGUUUAUCGAAUCAUUAAUAAAGAAAAAAAAACAAGAUUCGCUGAGAGAGAAAAGAAGACGGAGAAGGGAGGGUUUUUUGAAGUCAAUGGUGAAACUUGAGAAUUUUUUUAAAUAUCCGCAAAAAUAUACGAAAAAAAGAUGAAAUUUAACUUGAAGAUCGUGAUCAUUUACGGCGGGGUAACUUUCAAUUACGCCGUAAUUUAAGUUCUACGUCCUUGUAAGGGAGGUCAUAUCCCUUUGCGGUUGGGAUUUUCCUGCAAAUUAGUCAGAACGCCUGUUGAUGUACAAGAAGGAGAUUCUAGAAGUUUCAACCUGCACAACUCCCUCGGUUUUGGGAAAAGACACCUCAAAGUCAAAGAAAAUCCUCAAAAUUAUAAAAUAGACUAUUUUGAGACGUUGGGCCCUUAUUUUUCGAAAACUAGGAAGUUGGACAGGUUCAAACUUUCAGAAUCUUCAUCUGAAUAAAUUGAGAAGUGUUCUGGCUAAUUUUUCAGGAAAUUCCCAUCCGCCAAGGAAAAAUGACCUUCCCUGUUAGGAAUUUUUGUAUGAGUUUCUUCGAAAAAAAUUUCAGGUACUUUACCUAAAAAAAAAUGUUUAGAACUUCAGUUUGAAGGCUACGAUUUUUUGCUUGAAUUUCGGAAUACUUCAGGCUGACCGAAUCGAAAUCCAAUCCGGACAAAGAUCCGCUUCUGGUCUGGUUCAAUGGCGGUCCCGGUUGUUCUUCUCUCGGCGGCCUUUUCGAAGAAUUGGGCCCAUUUUAUGUGAAUUACGAUGGAGCGACGCUCUAUGAAAACCCAUACGCUUGGAAUGCGGUAGGUUUGAGGAAAUUGAAGCUUUUCGUUUGAUUUUUUGUUUUUUUCUGAGAUCCUCCCGCCUCUAGAAAGCCGAAAAUUAUAAACUUUUUCGUUGCUGUGAAGAUUCCAGUAAAAUUUUUCACGGUGACUUGGGGAUUAAACAGAUUUUUCAACUUGAUGUAUAGUUGAAUAUAUUUCAGUUGUUUGUUCCGAAUUCCUAGUAAGAACAAGACGUUUAAGAAAGCCAACGUUUUGUAUUUGGAAUCCCCGAUCGGCGUCGGCUUUUCCUACGACACGAAAACGGCCAAUUUCUCCUCGGCCAACGACGAUCAGACCGCCGCCCAGAACUUCCUCGCUCUCAAGAACUUUUUCUUGAAGUUCGUGACAGUUUUGUCCUUUUCGAAUAUUCAUCACUUGUAACAGCUCCUUACCUAACAAGGGAGCUUUUUUUAAAAUUAAAGUUUGGAUUUUUACAAACGCCGGUUAGAAUAUUUCCUGACGUAUCAACUUAAGAAUCUAAAACUAUUUUUUGAGAGAAAUUGAUGGAAAUACAAAGUAAAAUGACCUUCUUCAUGGAAUUCCAAAGAAAACUUCAGAGCCCAACCGAAAUACGCGAAUCGGCCUUUCUACUUGUCCGGAGAGUCCUAUGCCGGAAUCUACAUCCCGAUGUUGACCGACCUCCUCGUCCAGGCCAUAAACAAUAACACUUUCCCCAACACCAACUUUAAAGUUUUCCAGCUUGGAAAACUGAGUAAAAGUCUUGAUUGAAGGGCUCAGCGAUUGGAAACGGAUUCAUGAACGUGAAAGUUUUGAUGAACGCUCUUGUCCAGUGGAGCGCCUACCACGGCAGGAUUUCUGUUCAGUCAGUUGUUUUCUCGAUCUUAAAAUGAAAUUGAGAUAAUGAUUCAGAGAUUGGAACUACGUCAAGGCCAACUGCUCAAAGGGCGCUGAUGUCGACAGUUUCGAUUUUACGGUGAGGAAAAUUUUUAGGUUCAAAAAAGGCGAUUUUUUUUUUGCUUCAAUAGAGAUAGGGCUUGAAAAAAAGCUCAAAACAGGCGCAAACUAGAGGUCAGCGGCGCUCUGAAGAGACGCCAGAGAAGGAGAGACACUCGCGCUGUCUGUCGUAUAUGUCCUCUCACGCUUAAAAAAUUUUUUUCGGAUUUAUGUAAGAUUCUGUAUGUUUUCUUUAAAAUAAAAUACAUUAGAUGGAUCAUUGUUUAGUCAUAGAGCUGGGAAGUCCAAAAUGAGAGAACUGAGGUGACCUGAAGAGACGCCAGACUACAAGAACAUUCCUUUUUCUCGGGCGUCUCUUAGGACCGCAGCUAUCUCUUGCUUCUUCUUCUCAGCCUUUUUUUUUCGAAGUCUAUUAAAACUUCGGAAGAUGGACUUUUCUCUGAUAAACCGGAAAAAAUAACCGUGAGCGAGAGCAACGAGAGCCGGAAGAGACGCCAGACAACGAGGAUAUUGCUUUUUCUCUGAGGUCUCUUAAGUCGGCAACUAUCUCUUGCUUCUCCUGCUGAACCAAUUUUUUGAAUGCCUAUCAAACAAAUGGUCAGAUCACUGACAAACCACCAAAAUCAACUUGGAACGAGAGAGCAACGAGGGCCUGGAGAGACGCCAGACAACAAGAAUAUUUCUCAUUCUCUGGCGUUCCUUCAGAUCGCAGCUGAUCUCUCGCCUACUUCAUUUUUUUCAAGUUCCACACCUAUUUUCGUUUUUUCUAGCAAUAUACCUACACUCGCAAUGGUAUGGACUAUUUCGGCGAUAAUUCCACCUGCGGAGGCAUUAUUCAGUCGCUCAUUUCACAGAACUACAAUGGAGAUGAAGGGUAAUCUUUUGCUUGAACUUUGAACAAAUAAAUGAGGUUUUUAGGUUCGACCAGUACAAUUUCUAUCAAGAAUGCUACGACAAGUCAGUCUUCCAAGCUCCGCCCCCGCCUAGCGCGCCUGGAAAACGACCGCGGAAUCGCGCCUUCCAAGGAACUUCUUCCCUUAAUUCGAACACCGCUGUGAGCUUUGAAAAGACAAGUAAUGGAAAAAAAGAUGUUCCGUGACCGGAUUUUCUAAAAGUAAUGAUUAUUGAUAUCCUUGCUGUUCAGGAUAGGCUCAUUUUUUUUAAACUGACUUUCAAAAAGUUUUCUUUAUUGAUGCAUAAAACUCAGUGUACUUCAUUCGCCAUGGCUUGAAAUAUUCUGCUUUCUAUGCGCUCUCUUAUCUCUCAAAGACUCUCUUGUGUUUACGUGAUGUUUCGUACGUCUGUGUGAGAGAAAAGAGACGCAGAAACGGACCAUUGAUACAAAAUCUUCGUGAAAACAGAUUUUCUUCCGUUAGGGUCUGCUCAGAUUUUGAAUGUUAAGUUGUCGCUUAAGCUCCGCCCUAAUUGCGUGAUUAACCAAUCAGAGAGCGAGAUUUCCACAUAGCGUUUUGCAGGACGUCACUCAAAAUCUGAAAAAAACUUUAACUUGUAAUCGAUUUCCUCGGACAUUUGCAACGCGAAACGGACGCGAAUCGGACGUGUCGGGGCAUUCCUAGUGACCACUUUGGCAGCUCAAGCCCUCUUUUAGUGAUUCUUAGAAUUGCCCAGAAACGUCCGCAUCACAUCCGUUUCGCGUUACCGAUGUCCCAGUCUACAAUCUUUAAAAAAAAUGUUUAAUUUUGGCUUUUCCUAGCUUUUCUUUUUUUCAUUAUUGCCUCUGAAAGGAUCAAAACCUCUGAAAAAGUAUUCGACGAAAGAGGAAAUUUCACUCUCAUUUCGUGUUUUCUAGGCGCUCGUGAACCGUUUUUCCAAUGACAAUCAAUGGGCCUACUUCUGCUGGAAUGAAGACGCCGUCUAUGCCUAUCUGAAUACUCCCGCUGUUCAAGUUCGUUCCAGAAACAUUCAUUCAUUGAAAAAAAAAAGUGGGGAAGGGACAAUAAUCAUCAUCGUCAUCAGUUUAUUCAUUUUGCAAUUUAUAAAAUCUUUACCAUGGGCAAUCGAUAAGAAAUUGGAUUUUUAUGUCUUUUUUUUCAAACCGCCAUUGAAAAAAAUUUUUCAAAGUUGCUAUGCACCAGAGUUAACAAAAAAAGAACCGAAAGUCAUUUUUCCAGAAAAAAUUCAGAAAUUCCAAACUCAUUUUUUUAGGAUGCAUUGAAUAUUCCGCAAACGUGGCGCCAACAGAACAAUGGUUGGGUGGAUUGCCGGGACAGCAUCUAUAAUUCUUACAAACUGAAGUACGACAAAACCAACGAUUUCUUCAACCGUAUCAUCAAGAACACAAAGGUCAGCUGAUACGAAAAUCGUGUAAGAAGAUUUUUAGAAAGCGUGAAAGUGUUUUACCCGAACAAAAAACUAUUUCUCUUCGAUUUCAAAAGAAUUCGUUGCUUUAUUCUUCUGAUAUGAGCAAUUAGUAAAAGCUCGUUUUUUCGACUCAUUUUUCCUUUAUUUCACCACAAAAAUAAAGAAGAAAAGGCUGGAAGCGAAAGAUCAGUGGCUUAAAGAGACAUCAGAGCAAUAUGAGGGCUCUGACUUCUUUGAGCUCUCCUGAGAACCUCACUGCUUUGUUUAUUUCUGCUUCAUUGAAACCUUUUGUUACCUAACAUUGGCAAAUUCAGACUUUUUACAGCAUUUUAACUGUCCUUGUUAAGGUGCAAAAAAAAAACCAAUAAGCUGCCUUCUUGCCCCUUCCAAUCAGCCUAUUUUGACUUGUUUUUUUUUGCUGUUUUAAACUUACAUUGGACUUUAAAACGUUAGAAAUUUUGAUAGGCUCGAUAAUGGGCGCAAAACGGAAACCUUUCAGCUGCCUUCUUACACCUUUUUUGGGAAUGAUCCAGUGGAUUUAGUUUGAAAAAAGAAAUGAAAGUACUUUUCUUUACAGUCCGACUUCCGUUUCUUGGUCUACAACGGUGACGUCGACACUGUUUGCAACUAUUUGGGCGACGCCAGGCAUAUCGCCCAAGUUGCGAGCGAUAAUGGAUUGACUGUGAGUGAAGAAAAAUUUAAAUAACAUAGAUGAAUAGAAGCGAAAAUUGUUCUGUGAAAAAUUUUUUCGAAAAAAAAUAAAUAAAAUGAACAGAUUUACUUUUUUCUGUCUGGGAAUUAGGCUUUUAAAAAGCGGUAUACCAGUAUAAUCCAGCGCCGCCUCGAAGCAAAAGGAUUUUUCUGUCAAAACAAUGAAACAAACCAAAAGAAAAUAUUCUAGACGAACAAGAGAAAGGCGUGGUUCUACAGCGAUAACCAGCAGUUGGCCGGUUAUUAUCAGACCUACUCCGGAAAAAGUUUGAGCGGAUCCAAAGUUCUUAUCGAUGUGGUCACUGUCAAGGUUUAUAUUAUUAUAGUUCGUUUUAGCGACUUGAAAAAACGGGAUUUCUCUGCGCUCUCCUUGUCUCUAGGAGACCCUCUCAUGUUAACGUGCUAUUUCCAUUUUACUCAUACCUUAACGGAAAGUGAACAGAGAGACGCAGACACUCGAAAACUUUCGAGUCGCGGCGCACGAACUGAAGCACUAUAUAGAUACUUUGAGGAAAGUUGAGAAGUUUUAGGGAGCUGGUCACAUGGUUCCCUAUGACCGAGCUGGACCCUCCGUUCAGAUGAUCACCAACUUCUUGUUCCCCAGUGCCAACGGCAGUGUUGACUAUACCAGUUCCAGCAAUUUCAACACGAAUAUCAAGGUUUGAAAUGAAAGAAAAGAUAUUUCUUGAAAAUCAGAAUGAAGAACACGCUUUUGCGUCUUCGCUUUAAGACCUUUUAUCUGAAGUUUUACGGUAUUCUGGCCAGGAAAAAAAACGUGACAAGCGUGAAGUAGGCUAUAAAAUGGUAAUGGAAGAUAUUUCUCGUAAUUUUUUUUUAAAUUUAUAAAUGAAACGGUGGACCUCAGUGAAAAUUCUCAAACAGGCUAUAAAUCUUUUUCAGUUCGCUGGAAAUUUUAUGUGACUUCUAUAGGGUUUUAAAGUUUUAGUGGCCGGUGGUAUGAAAAAAAGACCAGCGAAAAUUCAAACGGCGACUUUUCCGAUUUUUUCAUUUCGCUAGGGAACUUUCCGACGGCCACUUUUCCGCCGAAUCUUUUUUCGACUUUUUUUCUCGAUGAACUUUUCGUUUUGAAUUGCCUAUAUAAAUUAGGUAGUUUAUUCAUGAUUAAAAACAAAAAAAAAUGUUAAUAUAUGUUUUAUAAACCGAAAAAAAUAUAAGGGAAAAAGUUGGAAAAAGAUUCGGCGGAAAGGUGGCCGUCGGAAAAUUCCCUAGCGAAACGAAAAAAUCGGAAAAGUCGCCGUUCAAAUUUUCGCUGGUCUUUUUUUCACACCACCUAGUGGUCACUGUAGUAGUCGAAUUUUAGGGCCACCAAAGAGGCUAAAAAUUAGUGGCGUGUUCACAAAGUCGUGCUAUUAGCGAGUUCUUGCGGAAAAAACCAACAGUUUCUCAGGACUCCGUGCUCAAAGUUCAUCUGUCAGAUUUAUCCAAAAAUAAGUCUAGUUAGAGAAUUUUUCCAUUGAAGAUUCACGAAAACAAAGCCCCUAUAGUGGCCACUAUAAAGGUGGUUUUAAUGGCCUUUUUUGGUAUCCUCUUCGAGUAGUCCUUUAGGAUUCUUUACAGUGACCACCAAAAAUUUUCCCAGUCUUUCCUGUUCAAUUUCUCUAUUUUUCUCUUUACAGUUGGCCCCGAUGGUUGGCGGAAAUGCGCGGGAUUUGAUGCCUCUUCUUUCUACAGUUUUUGCUGUCCUCCUUGCCAAACUUUUAUUCUGA
Caenorhabditis auriculariae is the source of this 8404-nucleotide messenger RNA. NCBI's taxonomy places the organism in Eukaryota, Metazoa, Nematoda, Chromadorea, Rhabditida, Rhabditidae. The record is from the annotation of a GenBank genome assembly.